AUGAAGAAGCAGCCUGUGCUCUGCAACGAGAGGAGCCGCCACCAGAGCGGCCGCCACAGGAGUGGCCACCACCAGUCAGUCACCACAGGAGCGGCCGCCACCCGAAGGAAUACCACCAGUCAGUCACCACAGGAGGGGCCGCCACCAGAGGGAACAGCACGUUCAGUCACCACAGGAGCGGCCACCACCGGAGGGAACACCACCAUUCAGUCACCACAGGAGGGGCCGCUCCUGGAGGGGACAGCACCGUUCAGUCACCACAGAAGCGGCCGCCACCAGAGGGAACAGCACGUUCAGUCACCACAGGAGCAGCCACCACCGGAGGGAACACCAUCAGUCAGUCACCACAGGAGGGGCCGCCACCAGAGGGAACAGCACCGUUCAGUCACCACAGGAGCGGCCUCCACCAGUCAGUCACCACAGGAGGGGCCGCCACCAGAGGGAACAGCACGUUCAGUCACCACAGGAGCAGCCGCCACUGGAGGGAACACCACCAUUCAGUCACCACAGGAGGGGCUGCCCCUGGAGGGGACAGCGCCGUUCAGUCACCACAGGAGCGGCCGCCACCAGUCAGUCACCACAGGAGGGGCCGCCCCUGGAGGGGACAGCACCGUUCAGUCACCACAGGAGGGGCCGCCACCGGAGGGAACACCACCAGUCAGUCACCACAGGAGGGGCCGCCACCAGUCAGUCACCACAGGAGGGGCCGCCACCAGUCAGUCACCACAGGAGGGGCCGCCACCAGAGGGAACAGCACGUUCAGUCACCACAGGAGCGGCCGCCACUGGAGGGAACACCACCAUUCAGUCACCACAGGAGGGGCUGCCCCUGGAGGGGACAGCGCCGUUCAGUCACCACAGGAGCGGCCGCCACCAGUCAGUCACCACAGGAGGGGCCGCCCCUGGAGGGGACAGCACCGUUCAGUCACCACAGGAGGGGCCGCCACCGGAGGGAACACCACCAGUCAGUCACCACAGGAGCGGCCGCCACCAGUCAGUCACCACAGGAAGGGCCGCCACCACUCAGUCACCACACCUGAAGGGGGCCCCCACCCCCGCUCACCACAACUGA
This is a messenger RNA of Cervus elaphus (red deer), 1071 nucleotides long. Its product is annotated as proline-rich protein 2-like. The transcript has 2 exons. NCBI's taxonomy places the organism in Eukaryota, Metazoa, Chordata, Mammalia, Artiodactyla, Cervidae. The record is from RefSeq and is a predicted model, not a curated record. Bases 1 to 1071 code for a protein of 356 amino acids.